Molecule: messenger RNA, 3439 nt
Organism: Oncorhynchus kisutch (coho salmon)
Lineage: Eukaryota; Metazoa; Chordata; Actinopteri; Salmoniformes; Salmonidae
Product: unconventional myosin-XV-like
Exons: 19
Coding region: 35-2140 (701 amino acids)
Cellular component (GO): cytoskeleton
Molecular function (GO): protein binding
Source: RefSeq, a predicted model, not a curated record
GGACAUCCUUUUUCUGACCGUACCUUCAGGGAACAUGCUGGAGUUUAAUCUAACCAAUGAGAAGCUGAUUCUGUUCUCAGCCAAGGCUCCACAGGUCAAACACAUCGUGGACUGCUUCAUCACUGAGAUCAAGAAGGACUCUGACUAUGUGGUAGCAGAGCGUAACUUUGUGACAGACGAGCGUCCUCUGCUCGCAUUCCAUAAAGGUGACAUCAUCAGGCUGCAGGUCACGGAAGGACUGGAAAAGGGAUACAGCUACGGCUCUGUUGUGAGGAAGAAGGUGAUGUUUCUGGAGGAGAUGAAGAGAGACACGCCAGACUUUGGUUGGAAGUUUGGAGGGGUGUUUGGUCGUGCAGGGGCGUUCCCGACAGAUUGUGUCCGUCCCGUUGCUGCCCCUGACUUCCUGUCCCUCCCGGUCGACCGCAGGGCGGAGCUUAAAGGAGGAGCAGGGCAGGUUGCCGUGACAUCAGCUAUGGCUGUGGCCGUGGCGUCCAGCGCGGCCGCUCACGAGAUAGACCCCACCCUGGAGGAGGGGUUUGAUGAGGUCCUAGAGGUCGACGAGAACGUUCUGCAGGACACGCGGUACGAUAUGGUGGAGUUCGCAAAGAAAUACUUCAGACAACCGACUGCUAAGGGGGCCUCUGUGAAGUCCAAGAAGCCCAAAGAUACCAGAGAUCCCUUUGAAAUGGUCAGGUUCUCCAAGUCUCCACUGUCUGAAUCUCUGAUAGAGUUCACUGAUCCUGCUAUGAACAGAGUGGCUACAGACAUCUUCCUAUCGGUGAUGCGUUUUAUGGGAGACCACCCCCUGAAGGGCCUGACAGAACAAGAAGUAGUCAACACCUUCCUGAAGCUGAUUGGACAGUUUGGUCUGAUGAAGGAUGAAGCCUACUGUCAAAUCCUCAAACAGAUUACAGGAAACACCAGCUCUAAACCGGACAGUUGUCAGCGUGGCUGGAGGUUGCUUUACAUCCUGACUGCGUUCCAUCGCUGCUCUGAGGUCCUGAAGCCCUUCCUGUUGAAGUUCCUACAGAACGCCUCCCUCAGUCAGGGAGUAGUGUUUCAGGGCAUAUCAAAGGCUUGUGAGCAGAACCUGAGGAAGACCUAUCGGUACGGAGGACGCAUCAUUCCUCCCAGCAGCAUGGAACUGAAAGCUACGGUGGCGGGGAGGAGCUCCAAGCGACAACUGUUCCUGUUCCCAGGAGGCAUCGAACGGCACCUGAAGAUCAAGACGUGCUCUGUGGCGCUGGACGUGAUAGAGGAGCUGUGUUACGAGAUGGGUCUACACAGACUGGAGGCCGUUGACGAGUACGCUGUCUUCCUGGUCACAAAAAGAGGUGAGAAUGUCCGUCCCCUCAAUAAGAGGGAGUACAUCCUGGACAUUGCUACGGAGGCGGAGCCAAUGGACUGUAACUACAGCCUGUGGUUCAGGAGGGUUAUCUGGACACAGACGCUCAAAUUUGACAACGAGCUCUGUGUCACCAUGCAUUAUAACCAGGUGCUUCCAGACUACCGUAAGGGCUUGAUGAACAUCCUGCCCAGAGGUAAAGUCUCUGAACAGCUGUUCCUCCAGAUCUCUAAACUAUCAGCUCUACAACACAGAGCCAAGGACAUGACGUUCAUACCCAGCAUCCAUGAGUUGUCGGAGUACGUCCCCCCCCUUCUGUUUGGGAAGCAGCCCCCCCAGGCAUGGGUCACCAUGGUAACGCAGCACAUGCAGCAGGUCCAGACCCUCAACCCGCACCAGGCCAAAGCUCAGUUUCUGGGUCUGGUCAGUGCGUUCCCCAUGUUUGGCUCCUCCUUCUUCUACGUCCAGUCUAGCAGCAGUGGCUCCAUCUACGCUCCCUGUAUCCUGGCUGUCAAUCAAAAUGGACUGCACUUUCUCAACAAGGACACUCACGAGCUGCAGACAGUGGUCCCCCUGGUGGAGGUGCAGUCUACCCGCACCCAGAGACCCUCGGCCGGGACCAGCUACCCCUACGUAGACCUCACUCUGGGAGAUCUGACCACUCACAGAGUCACGCAGAUACAGCUCAAACAGGGAUUGGAGCUGUGUCGGGUCAUUGCCAUGCACGUGGAGAACAUGCUGUCAGUCAGAGAGAAGAGAUUCACCCUGCCACCCAGCGAGGUCACUGUGUUAUAAGACACUGUCUGUCUCUCAGGGAGAAGAGACUCACCCUGCCACCCAGGGAGGUCACUGUGUUAUAAGACACUGUCUGUCUCUCAGGGAGAAGAGACUCACCCUGCCACCCAGCGAGGUCACUGUGUUAUAAGACACUGUCUGUCUCUCAGGGAGAAGAGACUCACUCUGCCACCCAGCGAGGUCACUGUGUUAUAAGACACUGUCUGUCUCUCAGGGAGAAGAGACUCACCCUGCCACCCAGCGAGGUCACUGUGUUAUAAGACACUGUCUGUCUCUCAGGGAGAAGAGACUCACCCUGCCACCCAGCGAGGUCACUGUGUUAUAAGACACUGUCUGUCUCUCAGGGAGAAAAGAAUCACCCUGCCACCCAGAGAGGUCACUGUGUUAUAAGACACGGUCUGUCUGUCUGUCUCUCAGGGAGAAGAGACUCACCCUGCCACCCAGCGAGGUCACUGUGUUAUAAGACACUGUCUGUCUCUCAGGGAGAAGAGACUCACCCUGCCACCCAGGGAGGUCACUGUGUUAUAUGACACUGUCUGUCUGUCUGUCUCUCAGGGAGAAGAGACUCACCCUGCCACCCAGAGAGAUCACUGUGAUAUAAGACACUGUCUGUCUGUCUGUCUCUCAGGGAGAAGAGACUCACCCUGCCACCCAGCGAGGUCACUGUGUUAUAAGACACUGUCUGUCUGUCUGUCUCUCAGGGAGAAGAGACUCACCCUGCCACCCAGAGAGGUCACUGUGUUAUAAGACACUGUCUGUCUCUCAGGGAGAAGAGACUCACCCUGCCACCCAGGGAGGUCACUGUGUUAUAAGACACUGUCUGUCUGUCUCUCAGGGAGAAGAGAUUCACCCUGCCACCCAGAGAGGUCACUGUGUUAUAAGACACUGUCUGUCUGUCUGUCUCUCAGGGAGAAGAGACUCACCCUGCCACCCAGAGAGGUCACUGUGUUAUAAGACACUGUCUGUCUGUCUGUCUCUCAGGGAGAAGAGACUCACCCUGCCACCCAGCGAGGUCACUGUGUUAUAAGACACUGUCUGUCUCUCAGGGAGAAGAGACUCACCCUGCCACCCAGAGAGGUCACUGUGAUAUAAGACACUGUCUGUCUCUCAGGGAGAAGAGACUCACCCUGCCACCCAGCGAGGUCACUGUGUUAUAAGACACUGUCUGUCUGUCUGUCUCUCAGGGAGAAGAGACUCACCCUGCCACCCAGGGAGGUCACUGUAAAACCAUAAAACAAGUGACAUGUUUACAACCUUAACGUCAGUGUUUAAAACAUUAAAACCUGUGUAAAACAUUUA